AUGGUUCCAAAAACGUACACGCUCACAAACGGUUGUUUGAUGCCCUCGCUUGGGCUAGGAUGCUACAGCAUUCCUAAAAACACCACUGCCCAAGUGGUCCACCAAGCCCUAAAAUGCGGUUACCGCCACUUCGACACUGCUGUCUUCUAUGGCAACGAAACAGAAGUCGGAGAGGGGAUUGCGGCUUGGUUAGCCGAAGACCCCUCCAGCAACAGACGGCAAGACGUCUUCUAUGUCACUAAAUUGUGGAACUCUCAAAAUGGAUAUACAGAAGCAAAAACGGCGAUUCAGCAGUGCUUGCAAAAAGUCGCACCACUCGGCUACAUCGACCUUCUACUCAUCCACUCCCCCGCAUGCGGCUCUGCCAAACGUCUAGCGACCUACGAGGCAAUGCAGGAAUCCGUAGACGCAGGCAUCGUAAAAUCCAUUGGUGUUUCCAACUACGAACGGCACCAUCUCCAAGAACUAUACGCAAUGCCCAACCUCAAACACAACCCAGUGGUCAACCAAAUCGAAGUCACCCCAUGGCUACCAAGAAACGACCUCGUCGACUAUUGUAAAUCUAUUGGCUUGGCAAUCCAAGCUUAUUCUCCCUUAGGCUGCGGAGACAGAGUCAACGAUCCCUACAUUGCGUCACUUGCGACCCAGAAAAACUGCACCCCUGCCCAGAUCCUAAUCGCAUGGUCCCUCGCAAAGGGCUACGCCCCACUUCCAAAGACUCAGAACAUACAGAGGCUUCAGAGCAAUCUCGACAGCUACAAUGUCUCUCUUACAGCAGAAGAAUUGACCAAUAUAGAAAAGGCGUACGCACCGUAG
Messenger RNA from Eremothecium cymbalariae DBVPG#7215, 816 nucleotides. Its product is annotated as aldo-keto reductase superfamily protein. The transcript has a single exon. Lineage: Eukaryota; Fungi; Ascomycota; Saccharomycetes; Saccharomycetales; Saccharomycetaceae. The coding region runs from base 1 to 816 and encodes 271 amino acids. Gene Ontology annotation, molecular function: oxidoreductase activity. The record is from RefSeq and is a predicted model, not a curated record.